This is a messenger RNA of Oncorhynchus kisutch (coho salmon), 2240 nucleotides long. RefSeq names its product CD83 antigen-like. NCBI's taxonomy places the organism in Eukaryota, Metazoa, Chordata, Actinopteri, Salmoniformes, Salmonidae. Bases 311 to 964 code for a protein of 217 amino acids. The record is from RefSeq and is a predicted model, not a curated record. The transcript has 5 exons.
AGGCCCCAGGAUAAUGCCUCGUAUCGCCAUGACAUGCUCAAGAAAUACAAUUCCAGUGGAGAGUGCACGCGCACCUGAGACACCACGCCCAGAAUAUGUCAUUCAAUGAGAUAACAUUCACACCUCAUACUUGACCCUGGCUGUCCCGUCUUCAUUUCGUGCUGAAGCGGAUAGUUUCUCAUCCAUCUACACCCACUGUCACGAAGCACUCUACGGGAAUCCCCUUAGUUUCACUUCCAUUUUAGCUUACUAUAUAAAAUUAUUCACUUCUUUUCUGGAUCAUCAUCUUCAUUGCUGUAGUUCUACAAAUAUGUUUUUUCAACUCGUCUGCAUUCUAGCUGCCUACUUGCAAGGUGGGCUUACACAGGAUAAGCCUACACAAGAGGUGAAGUCAGUUUGUGGAGAGGACUCAAUUCUAAAAUGUAAAGCAAUACGUAAGCCUGGUGUCCAGUACCGGGCGGUGAGGUGGUACAAGCUGGGUGAGAAGCCCUAUAAUAAGGAGUCUGGUCUAUUGAUGAAGAGGCUAUCACCUAACAGCACCACCCUACGGUUCGCAGGUUUGGAGCGUGAAGUGGAACUUUUGGCUGACGAUUCUUUCGAUAUCUUCCUGCCCAAUGUAACGGCUGUUGAUAGUGGGAGGUACAAGUGUCUCCUGGCAGCACCUGUAGGAGAGCAGAACCAGGAGGGGCACGUUCACCUCAGAGUGACAGGUUGCCUUGAGUCCACAUACCAAUCAGAAGAAAUUGAUACCAUUCUAGUUCUUUCCAUUGUGGGGAUUGUGGCGGCAUUGCUGAUAUUCACCAUCAGCUAUGUCAUCCUAAGGAAUAUGUUAUUGCAAAGGAGUAAGAAGUAUCCACAAGAACCACUUCUAGAUGCACCCCUUGAGAAGAAAGAUUUAAUGUUGAUUUACACUCUGGGGCCAAACUGGUCAUUACAGGGUUCCAUAAAGCAUGUCUUUGUGUGAGACCCUGUUCUGCUAGUUUGGGCUCAUUGUAUACUUGAAUGUGAAGAGGAAACACAGAGAAAGACUAGAGCCCAUUUGAAGCUGAGCAAGGAGCCUAAGAGUCAUGUCUACUUUCCAGAGAGUUCAUGUCUAGAGCAGAGGGAGGCAGACAAACCUCUGGACGAUCCUGUAGAACUAAUUGUGUAGGCAUGACUGCAGCAUUCAAGAGCCUGUGAUGCGCAAGGAGCAGGGCCUGGUGAAAGGACCCCACGAUCUAAGCCCCAAGAUCAAACCCCAACAAGGAGCUUCAGGAAAGGGAGAAUAAAUAAUUAAUGAUAAGGCGUGUGGGGUUCUGAGAAUAUGAAAUAUACUUAUUCAUGUCACUGAGGGAGCAAGGGUAAUGUAUAACGUUUACAUUAUAUCAGGGAUCCUAUGGUUAUCUGUAGGAGGAAGGUAUAUAGUGUGUGCAAUUAAGCUUGGAAUGUGCUGAGUGCAGGGAAGCGAUCACAUAUGGCAGGCAUUGAUAAGGGGAGAGAGCCAUGGAUUAGUGAUGAAGGGGGUCGAGGUCAGGUCAGGUCAGGUCACGUUAAGGGACAAAGAAAAGUUUAUGGCCAUAUUACUUAGUUUCCUGCCCAGCAGUAAAGAUACAAUCAGAUGGGUAGGAGGAGACUCAGCCUAAGAGAAAGGGUUAAAUAUCAGUGCUUGUGUGAAAAUCUUUUUGUCUAAUGCAGCUGUAUUGAUCCUCUGGGAAGAAUAAACUUGGUAAAGCUUUCAUAGUGUCAUUGAGUUUUUACUCUGAAAAUUAGAACCUAAUAGGGGUCAUUCUGCAGGGUCUUUCCAUGGCGAUGUUGGGGUUAAUUCCAUUUACAUUUCAGUCAACCCAGUCAAUUGAAGUUUCAGUAAUUGGAAGUUGAAAUUGAUUUUGAACUGGAAGAUUAUCAAUGUGUACUGCAUUGAAUUUCAUGCCUAAUUAAAAUCCUUUAUUGACAAGUAUUGAAAUGGUAUUGAUCUGAGCACUGUUCAAUGGGACUCAUCCGUGUUGGAAGGAUUUGGUGGGACAUGCUGGACUCUGCACAGAGAGAUGAAAUCAACCAAGACUGCAUUCCAUCUGAGCCAAGCAAAGCUCUCAAUUAACUCUAAUUUUCAGGAAUUAUCGAUAACUUUUAGUUAUUUUGUGAGGUCAAAACAGUAUAUACUUUUUUUAUGCAGAACCAAAAAAAAAAAAUGUUAUCCAAGCAAUACAAAAGUGGUCUUUGGUGAAUAUUGGCAAAAAGUAACUCACAGAAAAUAAUCUUUG